Molecule: messenger RNA, 1100 nt
Organism: Durio zibethinus
Lineage: Eukaryota; Viridiplantae; Streptophyta; Magnoliopsida; Malvales; Malvaceae
Product: multiple organellar RNA editing factor 2, chloroplastic-like
Biological process (GO): mitochondrial mRNA modification; cytidine to uridine editing
Cellular component (GO): mitochondrion
Source: RefSeq, a predicted model, not a curated record
AACAACUCACCCCUUCACCCUCAAUUCCAUCUCUCAUAAUGUCACAAACCCUAGCACGUGCCGCCACCUCCACCCUCACGCGCCACCUCACUAUCUCUUUUCUCUUCCCUAAACGCCACCUCUCCACCGCUUCCAUCACCCACCCUCCUCGCAUCCCUUCUCUCCUCUUCUCUCGUCGCCCUCUUACCCCCCUUUUCCACGCCGUCCGAUCUCUCCCUCUCGGUCCCACGCGCUUCACCUCCAUCAGAUGCCGCGUCAACCGCUCUGGAAACUCUGCUUAUUCCCCGCUGAACUCGGGGUCAAACUUCAGUGACCGGCCACCUACCGAAAUGGCCCCGCUUUUUCCCGGAUGUGAUUAUGAGCAUUGGCUUAUUGUUAUGGACAAGCCUGGUGGAGAAGGAGCUACUAAGCAGGAAAUGAUUGAUUGCUAUAUCCAAACCCUUGCUAAAGUCGUUGGCAGUGAGGAGGAAGCUAAGAAGAAGAUCUACAAUGUUUCCUGUGAGAGAUACUUUGGAUUCGGCUGCGAGAUUGAUGAGGAGACCUCAAAUAAGCUAGAAGGAUUGCCUGGUGUUCUCUUUGUGCUUCCGGAUUCUUAUGUUGAUCCCGAAUAUAAGGACUAUGGAGCUGAGCUGUUUGUUAAUGGCGAGAUUGUUCAAAGGUCACCCGAAAGACAAAGGAGGGUGGAACCACAGCCCCAGAGAGCGCAAGACAGACCAAGAUACAACGACAGGACUCGUUACGUGCGUCGCAGAGAAAACAUGCGGUGAAACAUUUGAUUACAAAGAAUAGCUAUAUAGAAAUCUUGGAAGCAAUGAGCUUUCUGAUGUGAUCCUGGAGAUAUCGAAGCAUUAUUCUGAGGAUGCAGAUAAUGCUUUGCUGUUGAAUGUUAUUUUUCUGGUCUUGAAUAUUCUAUGCUAGAGUUCCCCACUUGAAACUGUUGUAUGAACUCUGAUAUGAAAUGCUCAGCGUAGAAUGCAAGUCCCUUUGUUUAUUUUCCUUCUUUCCCCAUGUUUCACCAACAUUGAUGAGUUAUGAUUAGGAAUUACAACGGGUCGGAUCGAGAUGAAUUUUUGUUCAAUCUUGAAUCCAAUUUGAAUUUA